AUGGAAGAUUAUUCACAAAACUCAAAAUGGAAGUAUCAUGUUUUCUUGAGUUUUAGGGGAGAAGACACGCGCUUAGGCUUCACCGAUCACCUAUAUGCAGCUUUGGUGCGCAAGAGUAUAAUAACUUUCAGAGAUGAUGAAGAACUUGCAAGAGGUGAAGUAAUCUCACAGAAGCUACUCCAUGCCAUUGAAGAAUCUCUCUCAGCAGUUGUCAUUAUCUCCAAAAAUUAUGCUAAUUCAGCUUGGUGUUUGGAUGAGUUAGUCAAGAUUCUCGAAUCUAAACGUUUGUCAGGACAACAAGUGUUCCCUAUUUUCUAUGGUGUGGAUCCCUCUGAUGUAAGGAAUCAAAAGGGAAGUUUUUACGAGGCUUUUAGGAAACAUGAAGAAAAUUUUUCCGAAAGCAAAGAGAAGGUGCAAAAAUGGAGAGAUGCAUUGAGAGAGGUCGCCAACUUGUCAGGCUGGGAUUCUAAGGAUCAACAUGAAACGAAACUCAUUGAAGAAGUUGUUGCACAAGUAUGGAAAAAACUGGAACUCAAAUUCCCAUCCUAUAACGAUGGACUGGUUGCAAUUGAUGCAAGAUUGAAAGAGUUAUAUUCAACUCUGAAGCUAGGAUUGGAGGAUGUUCGUUUCCUAGGGAUAUGGGGUAUGGGUGGGAUAGGCAAAACGACUCUUACUACAGCUCUUUACAAAAAAAUCAAAGGCCAGUUUGAUGUAAGUUGCUUCAUUGCUAAUGUUAGGGAGGUCUCAGGGGAAAGAAACGAAGGUCUGCUACAGUUGCAAAUUAAAAUUCUUUCUCAUCUGAACAUAAAAGGAAUGGUAAUUGAAACAUUAAGCCAAGGAAAGGACAGCUUAAGAAACCUUUUAUCCAACAAAAAGGUUCUUAUUGUCCUUGAUGAUGUAAGUUCUAAAGGCCAACUUGAGAAUUUGGCUGGAAGUCAGGAAUGGUUUGGUCGAGGGAGUAGAAUUAUAGUUACGACUAGGGAUAAGCACCUCUUGAUAUCGCAUGUUGUAUUGUUUGAAAUGUAUGAGAGUAAAGUCUUAAAUAAAAGUGAAUCCCUUCAACUUUUUUGUGAAAAAGCUUUUAAAGAAGAUGCACCAAAAGAGGGUUGUAUGGAGUUGUCUAAAAGUGUUGUCGAAUAUGCUCGGGGCCUUCCUUUGGCUCUUGAAGUGUUGGGUUCUUUUCUUUGUGGAAGAAGUAUAUCUGAUUGGAAAGAUGCUUUAAUCAAGAUUAAACAAGUUCCACAUGAUGAUAUCCUAAACAAGCUUAGAAUAAGCUAUGACAUGUUACAAGAUGAACACAAGACCAUAUUUCUAGAUAUUGCCUGCUUUUUUAAGGGAUGGUACAAACAUAAAGUGAUAAAAAUAUUAGAAAACUGUGGGCUUCAUCCAACAGUUGGUAUAAAUGUUCUCAUAGAAAAAUCAUUAGUAACUUUCGAUGGAAGAGUUAUCUGGAUGCAUGAUAUGCUUGAAGAAAUGGGCAAAAGCAUUGUUUUUCAAGAAUCCCCUAAUGAUCCGGGUAGAAGAAGUAGACUGUGGUCUCUAGAGGAUAUUGAUCAAGUGCUGAGAAAAAAUAAGGGAACUGAAAUUGUGCAAGGUAUAGUUUUGAAACCAUCGCCAUCUCCGCUGUAUAAAGUACAUUGGGACCCUGAGGCAUUCUCAAAGAUGGGUAAUCUUAGGUUACUCAUUAUAUUAUGUGAUCUGCAUCUUUCCCUUGGUUUGAAAUAUCUUUCUAGCUCACUAAAAGUGCUUAUAUGGUGGGGAUAUCCAUUGAAUGCUCUUCCACUUGGAGUUCAACUAGAUGAGCUUGUACAUUUACAAAUGAUCAACAGCAAAGUUAAACAUUUGUGGAGUGAAAAUGAGUAUUUUGGAAAGCUGAAAGUAAUUGAUUUGAGUAACUCCAAAGAUUUACGUCAAACUCCAAAUAUCUCUGGAAUUCCAAAUCUCGAAGAGUUGUAUCUUAAUGAUUGUCCAAAACUUGUUGAAGUACACCAAUCUAUCAGACGACACAGAAAACUCAUGAUAUUGAGCUUGAUGGGAUGCGUAGAUCUGAAAACCUUUCCAGAUAAAUUGGAAAUGUUUUCGUUGAAAAUGCUAUUUCUUUCUGAUUGCUCAAAAAUUAAAAAACUUCCUGAUUUUGGGAAAAAUAUGACACGCAUUACGGAACUUAUCAUAACGAAUUGCGAGAAUCUUCUAUGCCUUCCAAACAGCAUCAGUAACCUGAAAACUCUCAGAAUUCUCAACAUAUCAAGAUGUUCAAAAAUUCGUACCCUGCCAGAUGGUAUAAAUCAAAACAAGGCUUUGGUGGACAUUGACUUGAGCAGAACCGCUAUUAGAGAAUUGGAUCCAUCCCUACUUCAGUUAGAAAAUAUUAAAAGAUUAUCUUUAAGUGGAUGUAGCGGACCAGCAUCCAACUCCAGCUGGGAGUUUCAGCUGCCUUUUGGCAAAAAGUUCAGGUUUUUCCCAGCUCACACAACGGGCUUAACAUUGCCCCGUUUUGUAUCAGGCCUUUCCUCAUUAACUGUAUUGGAUUUAAGCCAUUGUAAUCUCACCGACGAUUCAAUUCCUCAUGAUAUUGAUUGCUUAUCAUCAUUAGAGAAUCUGAUUCUAAGUGGAAACAAUUUUGUACGCCUACCUUCUCACUAUCUUGCUAAUCUUUCAAAGCUUCGAUAUCUUGAAUUGGAAGAUUGCCCGCAGCUCCAAUCUUUACCAGUGCUUCCACCUCAUGUACGCUUGUAUGGAGCAGAUUCAGAUGUAAGGGAAGCUAAUGCAUUAGAUCCACAAAAGAUAUGGAAGCUGUUUGAAUCAAGUGACAAAGAACUCUUACAGUCAUAUGCGCCUCAAAUGUUUGACUUCAGUUAUCCUAUGUACUUCAAAAUCCCAUCAAGAUUUGAUAAUCAGAAUUUUUUUCCAUUGAGCUCGUCAUAUGUAUCAAAACACGAUUCAUUUGCAUCGGUAAGAGUGGACAUCCCUGCUGAUUGUCUUUCAAGUGACUGGUGGGGGGUGGCUGUACUUGUGGCCUUAGAAGCUGAAGCUCCUCGGGAUUCAGAGGAAGGAGCUAAAAGUUUUUUUAUGAGAUUUAUGCGCUUGUGUUGGAAAUUUGAUACUCUUGGACCUGAAGACAGCCCUUCCUUAUCACUGUCUGCAGGUUCAACAGCAUAUAGUAAUCUUUACCUCGUCACUAUGGUAGUGAGUGGUGAUUUUAUAUACAUACAGAGACACCGAAGGGAGGACCGAAGAUGGUUAAUGCAGGAAGAGUUUAGCAAACAUAGAAAGCCAGAGUUCAGGGAAAACAGUUCGUUGCGCUUUGAAGUGGAAGUAGGAGGAUGGAAGAUAAGGAAGUGUGGGUGGCAUAUGUUGUGCAAGGAAGAUCAUCUUGAAGAUUUGCAAAUGCUAAACAGCCGUGGACUUGUUGUAGGACCUUCAGAUUCCGGGCAUUCAGCUGGUAUGAAUGAAUCAUCUGUGGAUGAAUCCAAGGGGAAGGAUACUACUGUUUUGGAUGUGAAGAACAUAGAAAGGUCCAACAAGAACUUCUCUUUGGGGAAAAUGUUUCACAUCAUUAAACAAGGACUUGGUUUAAGUGUGCUAGCUUUGAUAUCAAUGACGGUUGGGGCUACAAUAUUAUGUUCGCCUAUUCAAGGUUUGCGCUUAAACAAGUCAACCACAACAAUCAAGACCAUGUCUAAUAAACUAUUAAAAUCGCAUUGGAUUACCUCUAAUGCUAUCGUACUUAAGGUCAAUGCACCGCAAAUUCAGCGCGGUCCUCAUAACAGAAAUGUGAGUCAACGGUUAUCAUUUCAACCGUACCAGCUACCAAGGAGGUUGAGUUUCUCUAAGAACCAAUUUUGUUGUAACUUCACUAGAUGA
Messenger RNA from Vicia faba (fava bean), 3864 nucleotides. The record is from the annotation of a GenBank genome assembly. NCBI's taxonomy places the organism in Eukaryota, Viridiplantae, Streptophyta, Magnoliopsida, Fabales, Fabaceae.